Elgaria multicarinata webbii is the source of this 1323-nucleotide messenger RNA. RefSeq names its product vomeronasal type-2 receptor 26-like. Gene Ontology annotation, molecular function: G protein-coupled receptor activity. Gene Ontology annotation, cellular component: plasma membrane. Gene Ontology annotation, biological process: G protein-coupled receptor signaling pathway. The transcript has 3 exons. Lineage: Eukaryota; Metazoa; Chordata; Lepidosauria; Squamata; Anguidae. Bases 1 to 1323 code for a protein of 440 amino acids. The record is from RefSeq and is a predicted model, not a curated record.
AUGAUCCCUAAGAACUACCAGCAUGUCCUGGCCUUUGUUUUUGCCAUUGAUGAGAUCAACAAGGACCCUGAAAUGUUACCCAACACCACGCUGGGAUACGAGAUUUAUGAGAAUGCGUUUAACUCAUGGCAAACGAUUAAGAACAUUAUGAAUCUUCUCUUUAAGAAAGAUCAGGAUCCCCCCAAUUACAACUGUGCCAGGAAAGAUAAAUUAAUGGCUGUUAUUGGUGGUCUUGUCUCUCAAACCUCCAUCCAGAUGGCCAAUGUCUUUCAUACAUACAAGUUACCACAGGUGCUGCCCAUUUCCACCUGUGUUGAGAGCUGCCACCCUGGACAGAGCAUGUUCGUCCAGCAGGGGAAGCAAAUGUGUUGCUAUGAUUGUUUUGAGUGCCCCGAAGGGAGGAUUUCAAUCCAGAUGGAUUCAGACCAAUGUGAGAUGUGCCCAGAAGAUCAGUAUCCAAAUAAGAACAAGGACCAAUGUAUCUCCAAAGAAAUAACCUACCUAUCUUAUGAGGAGCCCUUGGGAGUAGUUCUGGCAUCCUUAACUCUUUUCCUUUCAAUGAUCACAGUUAUUGUGAUUGGGAGCUUUGGUUUGCACUGGAACACUCCCAUCGUCAAAGCCAACAACUGGAGCAUCACGUGUACCUUGCUCUCCUCUCUGCUGCUCUGCUUCCUCUGCUCCUUCUUGUUCAUUGGGUGGCCUGGGAAAGUGACCUGCCUUCUGAGGCAAGCAGUGUUUGGCAUCGUCUUCUCCAUCGCUGUGGCUUCUGUGUUAGCGAAAACCAUCACUGUGGUUUUGGCUUUCAUGGCUACGAAGCCUGGAAACAGGAUGAGGAAAUGGGUUGGAAAGAAACUUGCUAUAUCAGUGAUAUUUUCUCUCUCUCUCAUUCAAAUUGUCAUCUGUGCUGUGUGGCUGUCAACUUGUCCUCCAUUCUCAGAGUUUGACAUGCACACCGAAGUUGAUGCAAUCCUAGUCCAAUGUAAUGAAGGCUCUGCCUUUAUGUUCUACCUUGUCCUGGGCUACAUGGGCUUUUUGGCCACCAUCAGCUUCAUUGUUGCUUUCUUUGCCAGGAAAUUGCCUGAUACUUUCAAUGAAGCCAAGCUGAUCACUUUCAGCAUGUUGGUCUUCUGCAGUGUUUGGGUGUCCUUUGUGCCCACCUACCUGAGCACCAAAGGGAAAUACAUGGUGGCUGUGGAGGUCUUCUCCAUCUUGGCCUCUGGCUCUGGCUUGUUGGGUUUUAUCUUUCUCCCUAAGUUUUACAUGAUUAUGCUGAGGCCUGAGCUAAACACCAGAGACCAGUUAGUAAGGAAAAAGAAUGGUUAG